Molecule: messenger RNA, 1327 nt
Organism: Acipenser ruthenus (sterlet)
Lineage: Eukaryota; Metazoa; Chordata; Actinopteri; Acipenseriformes; Acipenseridae
Product: ubiquitin carboxyl-terminal hydrolase isozyme L1-like
Exons: 9
Coding region: 92-766 (224 amino acids)
Biological process (GO): protein deubiquitination; ubiquitin-dependent protein catabolic process
Cellular component (GO): cytoplasm
Molecular function (GO): cysteine-type deubiquitinase activity
Source: RefSeq, a predicted model, not a curated record
GGCCAGCGCCUCGCUAGCAGCAGUAGAGAAUUUGUAGGGAGAGUGGUAAGGUGUAUAAUUUCGUGGUUGAGGUCAAGGCACGCGAAUCAAAAUGGAGUGGAAACCUAUGGAAAUUAACCCUGAGAUGCUGAACAAAGUUAUGUCCAAGCUGGGUGUUUCUGGAAGCUGGCGUUUUGUCGACGUGUUGGGCUUUGAAGACGAAUCUCUCUCCUCGGUGCCAACUCCAUCCUGCGCGGUGAUGCUGUUGUUCCCACUCACUCAACAGCAUGAAGCCUUCAGAGAAAAGCAGGCUGGAGAGUUAGCAGGAAAACAAGAUGAGAGCAAGAAGGUUUACUUUGUGAAGCAGACGAUUGUCAAUUCCUGUGGUACGAUUGGCCUUCUCCAUGCUGUUGCUAACAACAUGGGCAAGCUGGAAUUCGAGAAUGACUCUGCACUGAAGAAGUUUUUUGAUGAUACAGAUGCCCUGUCUGCAGAUGAGAGAGCAAAGCAUCUUGAGAUAAACCAGGACAUACGCACUGCCCAUGAUGAAGUAGCAGCAGAAGGACAAUGUCGGGUAGAGGAAGAUAACGUGAACUUCCACUUUAUUACCUUCACCAAUGUUGAUGGGCAGCUUUACGAAUUGGAUGGCAGAAUGGAAUUUCCUGUGAAUCAUGGAGAUACAAAAGAUGACUCCUUUAUAAUGGAUGCUGCAAAAAUCUGCAGGCAGUUUACUGAACGUGAGAAAGGAGAAGUUCGCUUUUCUGCCGUGGCCUUGUGCAAAGCUUAAGAGCAAGACCUUCAAGGAAGAAGUCUUUCACCGAAUCUGUAGCACAUGUACUGCACAUAGAUCCUAGCUUACAAGCGCUUUCUGUGUAAUGGUGUUUCCUGCAAAGCUGGGAGUUGUUACACUGAGUAAUUAUAAAAUCUGACUCUCCCCUGAACGUGUAUUCCUGCACAGAGUUGUUUUUUUGGUUUAUUUUUUUGUUUUAAAGGAUGUGAAUUUAUUUGAAAUAAGGGCCUUUUUUGUUUUGGCACCCUGUUCUGGGGAAAAAAAGGGCUGCAUUGUGUGGUUGUUGGUGGUUUUUUUUUUUUUUUAUUUUCUCUCUUUUUGACGUGUUUCAUGGUAACUAGGUUGGCUAGACCAUGUUACAGCUGUUCAGAGGGUGUUUGGUGCAACUCUUGCCUUUUAUGUGAUCUAGCGCUUUGUUCAUGGUUUUUUGUAGUGCACUGCCACGAGGCUCAUUUUGUCAAGUUUAACUUGUUCUUUUUGGACACUAACUUGUAUACUUUGUUUAUCGCUAAGCUGUUAGCAAAAUAAAGAUGGUCAUGACUGACUAGCUUCUGUUAA